UCUGAACUCAGGCCAUCAGGCUCACAAAGAAAGUGCUUUACCCACUAAGCCAUCUCCCAGACCUGGCUUUUUUAUAUGUGAAUCUACUUUGUAUUUCUGGUCACGUGCUGAAUGAAUCAUUAAGUUCUCAACAUUGUUUCAGAAAGAGAGAAAGGCCUUUCAUGAAUAUAUCUUCUUCUGUCUUUUGAGUUUUAUAAUUGUAUUCUCUAGAGUCGCAUUAUGUUCAGGCGGGACUUCAUCAAAAUGCUAGCCUCCAGAGGGUUAGCCUCCAGAGAAUUUGCUUGUGAUUCCCUUCAGUGGAGUUUCGAAAGUUACAAAUAGGAGCCGGAGAAAGUUAUUUCUUCAGUAUGGUUAUUGGAAAUAGAAUGAGAACAAUGGUCUAUUUAAUAACCAUUAUCAUUAUCUUUCUCCCAGAUUGAAUUAAAAUUGCUUUAAUAUUCUAUUAUAAAAUUCAUUGCAAAAAAUGCUGUCAAUCAUUUUUUUUUAUUUCCACCAGCCUGCUUACAAAGGACUUAAAGCUAAUCCAAUACCUUUGCGAGAUAGUCGAAACAUACGUAGCUUUUGAAUUGAAAGAACAUACCUUAUUAUAUAUGGUAUGAUAAUUAUAACUUCCAGUAUUUCCUGGUACAGCCUUAGCUCGCUGCUGUGCGUAGACCUGAUGGGAAUGACUGCUCUAUCUUUAGCAGCACCUUCCAGCCGUAUUUUUAGAAAGUCUUAUAUGUGAAAGACAGUAGAAGAUAGUAUAAGGAUGGGCUAUAGAAAGAUCAUGGGCUCAAAUCCUGGGCUGAGCCGCUGUGAGACUGUUUUAUGAACUUUGGCAGAUGUGAAAAGUUUUUUUCAACUCACCUUCAUGGUACCUCAACUUUGCUCAUUCAUAAGUGGGAUUCACAAUGCGACAUAAGGGCUGAUAUGAACGUUAACAAAGUAAAUUAUGUGAAGCACACAGAACAGUGCCUGGCACAAAAGCAUUGCUUCCUAAUUCUAGCUACCAUUAUCUGUAACCCAGUGUUAAGGAGUUUGAGACCAUUUAUUGAGUUCUUCCUGUAGGCCAUAGGAGAAACUUCUUAUAGAACUCUGUGUGCAUAAUAAAUUAUGCAACUUCGUAGCAUGGCUCAAGAUUCUCUUGAAACUUUUUUAUUUGGUAUUGUUGUUGAGCUCUUGAGUGUGUUUCAUCCCUUCAAAGUGAUUAGCUCUUUGUGCUGGGGUGGUAUUCUUGUCCUUGGGUGAGACUGUGAAGAUGUGAUGAUGACAAGGAAGAGCAUUCUGUAGAGCAGUGGGGAAGAACUGGACUCCUUAGGACUUUGCGUUGGGCUCUAAAACUUCCUCCUAUGGUACCCUUUACAAGAAAAUGGCUUUGAAAUUCAAAAAUGCCAAACGAAUCGAAGGCCUGGACAGCAAUGUGUGGGUUGAAUUCACUAAGUUGGCUGCAGAUCCUUCUGUUGUGAAUCUUGGACAAGGCCUUCCAGAUAUCUCCCCUCCUUCAUAUGUAAAAGAAGAAUUAUCAAAGGCUGCACUAGCUGAUAACCUGAAUCAGUACACGAGGGGCUUUGGUCAUCCAUCACUUGUGAAAGCUCUUUCCUGCUUAUAUGAAAAAAUUUAUCAAAAACAAAUUGAUCCAAAUGAAGAAAUCAUUGUGACAGUCGGGGCAUAUGGAUCUCUUUUUAAUGCCAUUCAAGGACUGGUUGACCCAGGAGAUGAAGUGAUAAUUAUGGUGCCUUUUUAUGACUGUUAUGAGCCCAUGGUGAGAAUGGCCGGAGCGACGCCCGUGUUUAUUCCCCUGAGAUCCAAACCUACUGAUGGGAUGAAGUGGUCUAGCUCUGACUGGACAUUCAAUCCUCGGGAACUGGAAAGUAAAUUUAGUUCCAAAACGAAAGCCAUUAUAUUAAAUACUCCACAUAACCCCAUUGGCAAGGUAUAUACCAGAGAGGAGCUGCAAGUAAUUGCUGACCUUUGCAUCAAGCAUGAUACCCUGUGUAUCAGUGAUGAGGUUUAUGAAUGGCUUGUCUACACCGGACAUAAGCAUAUAAAAAUAGCCACUUUUCCUGGCAUGUGGGAGAGAACAGUAACGAUAGGAAGUGCUGGCAAGACCUUCAGUGUGACUGGCUGGAAGCUUGGCUGGAGCAUUGGCCCUAGUCACCUGAUAAAACAUUUACAGACUGUUCAACAGAACAGUUUCUACACUUGUGCAACGCCUUUACAGGCAGCCUUGGCCCAGGCCUUUUGGAUUGAUAUCAAGCGCAUGGGUGACCCAGAGUGUUACUUUAAUUCUCUGCCAAAGGAAUUAGAAGUAAAAAGAGAUCGGGUGGCCCGUUUACUCAGCAGCGUUGGCCUGAAACCCAUCGUUCCUGAUGGGGGUUACUUCAUCAUCGCCGAUGUGUCUUCUCUAGGUGCCGACCUCUCUGACAUGAAGAGCAAUGAGCCUUAUGACUAUAAGUUUGUGAAGUGGAUGACAAAAAAUAAGAAACUGUCAGCCAUUCCUGUCUCAGCAUUCUGUGACUCGGAGUCUAAACCACAGUUUGAGAAGUUGGUGCGGUUCUGCUUUAUUAAAAAAGACAGCACACUGGAUGCUGCCGAAGAAAUCUUCAUGGCAUGGGACAACAAGCAGAAGUCCUGAUGUGUGCAGGUGUGAGUGUUCCAUCGCCUUGCAAAGGCCUUACUACUCGCUGCUGCCACCUGGUGGGCACUAACAGGAAACUGUUUAACAUUUAAAUAAACAUUUCCACUGUCUUUCCACAGUUAA
Messenger RNA from Meriones unguiculatus (Mongolian gerbil), 2740 nucleotides. RefSeq names its product kynurenine aminotransferase 3 (gene Kyat3). The transcript is spliced from 13 exons. NCBI's taxonomy places the organism in Eukaryota, Metazoa, Chordata, Mammalia, Rodentia, Muridae. Gene Ontology annotation, molecular function: pyridoxal phosphate binding; L-kynurenine:2-oxoglutarate transaminase activity. Gene Ontology annotation, cellular component: mitochondrion; cytoplasm. Bases 1349 to 2614 code for a protein of 421 amino acids. Gene Ontology annotation, biological process: biosynthetic process. The record is from RefSeq and is a predicted model, not a curated record.